Messenger RNA from Botrytis fragariae, 2295 nucleotides. Its product is annotated as putative sterol esterase protein. Bases 1 to 2295 code for a protein of 764 amino acids. The transcript has 2 exons. The record is from RefSeq and is a predicted model, not a curated record. NCBI's taxonomy places the organism in Eukaryota, Fungi, Ascomycota, Leotiomycetes, Helotiales, Sclerotiniaceae. Gene Ontology annotation, biological process: lipid metabolic process.
AUGACUUCGAGGUUCAAUUCGAAGAAAUUCGAGUACGUGCGAUAUUCCGCCAUGAGCAACGAGCCUGAACCCGAAUCCACCUAUGCCGGCCAAGCCGCAAAGCUCUCGCAUAUCGACCCCGAGAAUGAUGAUGAUGGGGCUGGAACAGCGAUGAGAGCGGACUAUGUGACGGCAAGGGAUACAGUGGUUGUUAUGGAGGAUGGAGGUCGCUUGCCCGGGCCACCGUUGCAGGAAUCAGAGAGACUGAAUGGACUCAGAAGACAGGCAAGGGGUGUUGGUGGUAACAUGAUUAGUGAAGUCGAAGGGGCGGAAGAGAUCGUAAGCGAAGAGAAUCGACUGGCAGCGGGCGAGAAAAGGAAAGAUUCACAUGACGUUGGAGGGAAUGGUGGGCAAACAUCAGGCCAAGGCUCACUCGGAAAAACCAUGCCGCCCUCGCAAACGCAUCCUUUAUUCCCACCUCUGCCACUAUACGGCCCGUCGUCAAUUACAAGAAAUCUACAAUGUUGGACAUUCAGGACUACCAGUUUUUUCAUUACCUGUGCAGUUCUGGGAGCUAUUGUAAUGGGAGCGGGAGUUAUGACUGUGCCGACUAUUUUUACUUAUUUAUGGUACAAGGCUACAUUCAGGGAUCCAGACCGAGGACGGGUAUUCUACGAGGAAGAGAAAAUACGAAGGAGGACUAGGAAAGAAGAAGAAAAUCGCUGGAAGAAGAUGAAUCGCCAAAAAUUGUCCAAGGAAAAGGUGGAUGAUAUUGAAGGUGAUGCGGGGCAAGGGGAUUUUGUACCAACAGAGGGAGGUAAAGAUCCGCUGGUUUGCGAUGUGGGAUAUUAUGCGCGAAGAGUAGGUCUAGACGUCGAAGAAAUAAAGGUUCAAACAGAAGAUGGAUUUAUCAUUCUUCUUUGGCACGUAUACGACCCAAGCGAAUAUACGCCCAUGACGACGGAGCAACGAGCGGCGCGGGGACCAGAAUUGUUCACUGAUCAAGGACCAAGUCGACCACUUUCUUCAGACUAUAAUCGCCAAUCAAAGUAUCCCGUCCUAAUGAUUCACGGUCUCUUGCAAUCAUCUGGUGCUUAUUGUACUAAUGAUGACCAUUCUUUAGCAUUCUAUCUAUGCAAACAAGGCUAUGACGUUUGGCUCGGCAAUAAUCGAUGCGGAUUCAAGCCAGAACAUAAACUUCUUGACUAUGCUGAUCCACGCAUGUGGGCUUGGAACAUUCGGCAGAUGGGUGUUCUAGAUUUGCCAGCACUUACCUCUCGCGUUCUAUCCGAAACUGGCUUCCCCAAACUAGCCCUCAUUGGUCACUCUCAAGGCACGACUCAAACAUUUGUUGCGCUCGCGAAAGAGCAACGGCCUGAACUGGGUGAAAAAAUCAGCGUGUUUUGUGCAUUGGCUCCAGCCGCAUAUGCGGGACCGCUUAUCGACAAGGGUUAUUUCAAAUUCGUGCGCAAGAUCUCUCCUUCGUUCUUUCGCAUCAUCUUUGGUAUUCAUGCUUUUCUUCCGUACAUGAUGAUCUUCCAUAAGAUUAUACCAGGAAAGAUUUUUGGUACUCUAGGAUAUCAUGUUUUCCACAUGUUGUUCAAAUGGAGUGAUGCUAGAUGGGAUAAAGGAACGCGAGAUCGUUGUUUCCAAUUCGCUCCCGUGUAUGUAAGUGCGGAGAGUAUGAGGUGGUGGCUAGGGAGAGAUGGCUUUGCGAAGCACAAGUGUAUAUUAGCAACGAAAGAGGAGAGUAUGCUGGAAGAUGAGGAAGACAGAUUGGUAUGGGGGGAUACUCAGAAUAAUUCGGAUAACAACGACGAGAAGAAGUUGACAGCCAAAGGAAAGAAGGCGUUAGGCACAUCAAACACACCUGAGAACGAGAUGCAACCCGGAGCAGAGAUGAUGGAAAACGAAGGAAAGAGGGAGCCUAAGAGAAUUAGAGCUUGGUAUAAUGAGCAGGUACCCCCGUUCGCAUUAUGGGUGUCGGGAUCCGACGAUUUGGUCGAUGGAAGGAAGCUACUCCGGAGAUUCGAGAGAGGAAGAGAACCAUGUGUGAAGGUCGUUCAUCAGAAGGUGAUAGAGGAGUAUGAGCAUUUGGAUGUUAUCUGGGCCGUGGACGCCCUUGAAAAGGUAGGCCGAGAGGUCAAAGAAGUGAUUUGGAAGACGUGUUUAGCACCGGAACGAAGCAAAUGUCGUGUCCCGCUUGGAUGUGAACAAGUGGGGGUCUGGGACGGCGUAGAGAGGUCCGGUGUCUUUGAGAGCCGAGAUUUUUCAGAGAGUAGUCGAGAUCAAAGUGACAGUGAUCGUACCCUAUGA